AUGCGAACUGAGGAUUUCUCGCCUUUACCAUACAUUGCAGCCGCUCAAAACUGCAUGCUGUGGGUUUUCUACGGCCGUCCUUGCGCGAAGCCCAACAACAUACUCGUGGCCACCGUCAACGGGGUUGGGCUAUUCCUCGAGAUCAUCUAUCUCACAAUCUACUUCAUCUACACCCGCGAAAAGCAAAGAUUGUAUGUGCUCAAGUUCAUGGCUGUCGAGCUGGUGUUAAUGGUCAUCGUUGUUACGGUCACACUCACCUGCGUGCACACUCACACGAAGCGGACUCUGAUUGUCGGCAUCUUGGCUUGUAUCUUCAAUGCCUACAUGUACGCUUCGCCGCUUUCUGUAAUGACUCGGAGUAUACAGACUCGGAGUGUGAAAUACAUGCCGUUCUAUCUCUCGUUGGCUGGCUUCCUCAACGGUCUUUGUUGGAUGGCUUAUGCUCUCAUAAAAUUGGACUUCUUCAUUGCGGUUCCAAAUGGGCUGGGUGCAUUGGUUGGUGCAGUCCAGUUGAUUUUGUAUGGUUGCUAUUACAACUCAACGAUGUGGUAUGAGGAUGAUCAGAAGCCCAAGUCAGAGGUGCAGCUUCAAGCACCAGCGUCUACAAUUGCCCCCGGCGGUGGAUCAUCUGAGUUUCAUUCUAUUACCAUGUCAUCCAAAUGAUCAUGAUUGGACCAUCCAUCAUCAGUGCACCACUUUCAUCGCUUCGGAUUGCAUUUGUUACUUUCGGUUGUUUGUUUUUACAUCCGUUCAUUUAGUGGACCUUUCUCUUUGUAAGAAGUAUGAUGUGUGGAUGAUGUUGAAAAUUUUCAAUAAUACCACCGUGGACAAAAGGGUUAGAUAGUCCCUCAUUGGGCCCCACAUAGAAAUGAUCACAACAUCUUAAGUUGUAUUAUUUACAAUAGUCUUCACUC
Magnolia sinica is the source of this 914-nucleotide messenger RNA. Its product is annotated as bidirectional sugar transporter SWEET6b-like. Gene Ontology annotation, molecular function: sugar transmembrane transporter activity. Gene Ontology annotation, biological process: carbohydrate transport. Lineage: Eukaryota; Viridiplantae; Streptophyta; Magnoliopsida; Magnoliales; Magnoliaceae. The transcript has 4 exons. Bases 1 to 663 code for a protein of 220 amino acids. The record is from RefSeq and is a predicted model, not a curated record. Gene Ontology annotation, cellular component: membrane.